This is a messenger RNA of Hansenula ciferrii, 1080 nucleotides long. It is a transcript of the gene HPM1, whose product is annotated as protein-histidine N-methyltransferase. The transcript has a single exon. Bases 1 to 1080 code for a protein of 359 amino acids. The record is from RefSeq and is a predicted model, not a curated record. Lineage: Eukaryota; Fungi; Ascomycota; Saccharomycetes; Phaffomycetales; Wickerhamomycetaceae. Gene Ontology annotation, molecular function: protein-L-histidine N-tele-methyltransferase activity. Gene Ontology annotation, biological process: peptidyl-histidine methylation, to form tele-methylhistidine.
AUGUCAUUUUCGUUUGGAUUCAGUGCAGAGAGUGACGAUGAGUUCAUAGAGUCCGGAAAUACUGCUCAAAUCAAUCAUAACGAACUAAAAUUGGAUCAAAAUCCAUUGGAUGUGGAAAAUUCAGAAGCUAAAGCUCCAAAAAUUGAAGAUUUUAACCAAGUUUUAGAAUCUUUGGUGGAUGUUAGAAUAACAUUUGAAAAAGUUAUCACACCACAAGGUCAAACUGUUUUCAGAAGAGAAUUAUUUGAUGUUAAACAUCAAUUGAUGAACGAAGAAGGUAGUGAAAAACAAGAUGAAGAAUUUGGUAUAUUAAUGGGUACAGAUACUUCAGAUCUACAAAGAAACAUUUAUGAAGGUGGGUUGAAAAGUUGGGAAUGUUCAAUUGAUACAGUUGACAAAUUGUCUGCUUUGGAAGAUCAAGUAUUGUUCAAUGGUGAGAUUGUAGAAUUAGGCUGUGGUACUGCUUUACCUUCAACUUAUCUUUUCCAAAGAGCUUUAAGUUCUAAUUUAUCAAAUAUCAAUUUUAAAUUAUCAGAUUAUAAUCAUUCAGUAUUAAGACUUGUUACAUUACCAAAUUUAAUUAUUGCAUGGUGCUCAACAUUAUCAUCUGAAAAAUUAUCAAAAUUACAAAAAAGUGGUGAUGAAGAAAUACCUAUUGUUGAUGAUGAACUUCAAUUAACACAACAAUUGUUAAAAGAAUUCUCAGAGACUUUGAAAAGAGACAACAUUAAAAUUGAAUUAUAUUCAGGUGCAUGGAAUAGAUCUUUUUUCAACUUAAUCACUCAUUCACAAACAUCAUCAAAAAUUGGUUUAAUAAUCACUUCAGAAACCAUUUAUUCACCAGAAACAUUGCCUAUAAUAAGUGAAUUGAUUAUUGAAUUAGUUUUUCACUCUAAAACACAACAAAAUGGAUCUCCUUUAGCACUUGUCGCUGCUAAAGAUAUAUAUUUCGGUGUUGGAGGUAGUCUUGUUGAUUUCGAAAAUUAUUUAACCACAAGAAUCCAACAAGGUUCAAAAUUCCAGUUCCAAACUGACAAAGUGAAGGCUGGAUUACAAAGAUCAAUCGUUAGUAUACGAUAA